Messenger RNA from Musa acuminata AAA Group (dessert banana), 1234 nucleotides. RefSeq lists its product as uncharacterized. The transcript is spliced from 2 exons. The record is from RefSeq and is a predicted model, not a curated record. Bases 160 to 519 code for a protein of 119 amino acids. NCBI's taxonomy places the organism in Eukaryota, Viridiplantae, Streptophyta, Magnoliopsida, Zingiberales, Musaceae.
CCACCUUCCCUUUGACCCCAUGAGAGCACAGCAUCUCUCUCUUUAACUCUCCCCCACUCUGCCUGCUUUGAUUCAUCAGACACGCAAGAAAAAUGGUGAGGUGAAAGGCUAAAGGAAGAAGAGAAGAAAAGCUCUGCUUCGACAUCUCCAUUUGGUGCGAUGGAGGAGUUCAGGUCAGGGUCGUACGGGGAUGGGAGGAUGGAGAUGGAGGUUUAUGGGAGCAGGCCUCAGCCUUCGAUCUCAGGCCCUCAUGACUUCAGGUGCUACAGUGCAUCCUAUGCUUCCUCCCAAGGCGGCAACCAGGCUUCUAAAGAGAUCAAGCUCAAGAAGGGCAAGAGCACCUCCGGCUCCUCCUCCUCCAAGUCUGGGUGGAGCCUCAGUGACCCUGAGCUGCAGAGGAAGAAGAGGGUGGCGGGAUACAAGGCUUACGCUGUGGAGGGGAAGAUGAAGGGCGGCUUGAGGAAAAGCUUCAGGUGGCUCAAGGACAGAUGCACCAAGGUCGUGCAUGGAUGGUGGUGAUUCGUUUAGGAAGGAAGAACCGCAAGAAAGAAGAAGAAAGAGGAGGCACAACAAAGAUUCCUGAUCCAUGGCCGUCGUGGAGCUUGUUUGGUCAACACAAUUGUGAUGCCUAACGCACGAAGGAGAAUGAAUAAAAUCGAGAAAAGAGGGAGAAGGGGAAUUGGAUGCCGGUUGGGAUCUAAUGCCUUGUGGUGUAUCUAAUUAGAUCCAGAAAAGAAGAGAAAGAAACCGCUGCUUGAGUUGAGCAGCACUGAUGGCAUUGGCCUUCAAUGCAGUCUUUCAUGGUUUCCUCGUCACACCUACAACUGGGACUACUCAUUCACAGAAGCGGUUUCUUCCCGAGCCACCGGAGUAGAAGAGAGGUUCCUCGCCGGAAACCACGGCAUAGUUCUCGCCGUUGUAGCAGUCUCUUUGAGAGCUGAAGACUGCGUUGGGAGUGGGAUAGGCGUACUCAUUGCUGUUGUAGGAGUCCUUGAGCCUGGGGCUGCUGAUCCAGCUCGCCCACGUCCGGUGGUACGAAGGGAACUCACCGGAACCCAAUGUCAGUCCCGGUGUGUGGCUUCGUCUUCAACCUCGGGCUGUGCACGUAGCUGCAAAUCCACAAGUUGCAGCGAUGAAUACUACUAUCAUUUAUUUCCAUGCGAACGUUGUAUAUGAACUAUAUUGGUGUGUAUCAUAUUGUCACGAACUGUUUCACCACAAUCCCGCUAUAUCA